Molecule: messenger RNA, 2097 nt
Organism: Plasmodium knowlesi strain H
Lineage: Eukaryota; Apicomplexa; Aconoidasida; Haemosporida; Plasmodiidae
Product: met-10+ like protein, putative
Exons: 2
Coding region: 1-2097 (698 amino acids)
Biological process (GO): tRNA N1-guanine methylation
Cellular component (GO): cytoplasm
Source: RefSeq, a predicted model, not a curated record
AUGUUUUAUGGAUUCCUUCUUCUGUAUCCCCUACUUUCCCUAUGCCUUGAGCACGUCAUUUCGCUGAGCAAAAAAGGGAAACCCACACUGGGCUUUGUAAUCAUGCGGAACGCUGUUGAUAUAAAAACUCUAUCUGACGUGAAGGAUAGGGUGAAGAAUGAGAAGAGGACGCAUUGUUUGGUGGUCAACAAAUAUAAGGUAAAUGAUGUAUUGAAAAAUAAGGAAGCGAAAUUUUAUUUCCUAAACGUCUUUCGGUUCCCUUCUGUUUUGAAGCUUAGGGAGUACGAAGGGAACCUCAUGGAGACGGGGCAAUAUAAUGGGGAAGUGCUGCGCUUUAUCCAUUCAUACGUGGAGAGGUUGGGCGGGGGAGGCACCCAUGUCGGCGGCAAGGCGGACAGUAAAGCGGAUGGAAAAGUGAACCACGAUGUGAGUGAUCAAGUGGUCGCCCAGCAGACGGACCAGCAGAUGGACCAGCAGAUGGACCAGCAGACGGACCAGCAGAUGGACCAGCAGAUGGACCAGAAGAGGGACGCAGCGCUGGAGGACUGCAGGCUAAUCCCGCUGAACGCACGGUUCAACAAAGCCCUGCAGGAGUUGAUGCAACGGGAAGGGAAGGAAAUCAUGGAGGGGCUCGACAUGCACUUGGAGGAAGGGGAUGCAGGGAACGUUACUGUGGAGGGCGUUGCUAUGGAAGACGAUUCCACUGCACACGAUUCUGUGCAGCGCAACGAGGGAAAAACCCCCAAAGGCCCUUUGGAUGGACAGUGGCCCCCCCUGGAAGAACUCUUUCGAAUUAUAAAAAAGGAAGGCAUCCAAAUAAGUAUCAUUCAGUUGCAGUUUGGUUACGACAAUAUGAAUACCUCGGAAAUACUGAGGAAGAUAUUCCCCACAGAAAGUGAAGUCAUCCACAAAUACGAAAUGAUCGGUCAUAUAGCUCAUCUAAAUUUCUGCGAACGUUUUGAAAAUUACAAAAAAGUAAUUGCUGAAAUUAUCCUUGAUAAAAAUAAAAGCAUAAAAACAGUUAUCAAUAAAAUGGAUACUUUAAAAAAUCUCCACAGAACUUUCAACAUAGAAUUACUCGCAGGAGAAAAAAACUAUCUGACAACCUUGAAGGAAAAUGAUAUUAAAGUAAAAUUAAAUUAUGAAUUAAUUUAUUGGAAUUCAAAAUUAAAAAAAGAAAGAGAUCGAAUAUAUGAUCUUGUGGAGAACAACUCCAUAAUUGUGGAUCUCUUUGCUGGCGUUGGUAUAUUCAGUCUACACCUGAGUAAAAAAAAAUGCCUUUGUUUUUCCAACGAUAUUAAUUCGCAUGCUUAUAAUUUUAUGAACGUUAAUAUUAAAUUGAAUAAAAGGAAAAGUAUCCUAACGUAUAAUUUAGACGCCAGGGCUUUUGUCCAAAUGCUCCUUGGCCUGGAUAUCUUCUCAAGUGACAAAACUACUUUAUCCAUGCAGUUGAGUGAGCAGAAUUGGAAAAACAUUUCCCUCGAUUUUAUCAACUCUCCGGAUCAAAAUAACGUUGAUACGGGAAAAAGGAAGAAACGGGAAAGUGAUCGAGUUGGUCAUGUGGAUGAUGAUAUCACUGCGAACGCCACCAUUGACAAGAAAAAGAAACUUAGGCAUGCGGAUACAAAUGACCCAUUAGAGGAACGCCCCCUGGGGUUAGCAGCCACCCAUCACGGGGAGGAGAAUAUUCAAUCAGUUGAGAGAACCAACAAUGAUUCGGAGAAGACGAAAGAAGAUGCACCCAGAGAUGUAACGCAUCAAGUAGACAUAAAUCUGGGCAUCUACGGAGAUAUUCAUGUGCUCAUGAAUUUGCCACAAACGGCCUUCGAAUUUUUGGAUAUCUUUCGGGAACUCCUAGAUACGUACAGUACCGAUCAGAAGGAUUUCCAGGGAAAAUGCCGGAGAGACCAAAUGAGGAACGUUUUUAUUCACUGCUACUUCUUCUCCAAACCUGAGCUCUUUUACGAGGACGCCGAGAGAAAUAUACGGAUGCAGUUGGGGGGUUUGCCCCGGGAGAUGAAGAUUACCGAGAUUAGGAAGGUUUCCCCCAGCAAGCUUAUGUACGUAGCGGAGUUCAACCUGAAGGACGUUUUUUAG